Molecule: messenger RNA, 1461 nt
Organism: Geodia barretti
Lineage: Eukaryota; Metazoa; Porifera; Demospongiae; Tetractinellida; Geodiidae
Source: the annotation of a GenBank genome assembly
UUGAAGAAUCAGGAGAAUCCGAUAAUCCUGAUAAAGGAGUUUUCGUUGAACGCCGAAGAAAAGUGUCUAUUUAUUAACAGUCAGAUUCCCAAAGGGGGACUCUUCACCGGUGAACAGAAGACCGUUCACCCCGAUAGCAAUGUAACGUGGCGGAUUUCACCGGAGCCAUUUUGGAUUCUUCAAGAACACUUGGAUUGGCUUGAGGAACUUGGACCUCAUCUAUUGCGGUUCUACAAAGCCUGUAACCUGCUCUAUUCGCAGAGUGUACGCGGCAUUCAGCCGGAUUGGGUUGCAGCGUACCUUGAUCGGGGGAAGCCUGAGUCUGUGAUAGAGCUCGGGCGGAUGAAUCGGUUCAAGAGUCAACUGCCGCAAGUUAUUCGUCCUGACAUCUUGCCGACCCCCGACGGCUUUACCAUCACCGAAUUGGAUUCUGUCCCCGGCGGUAUGGGAUUCACGGGUAGCCUAUCAGCCCAGUACGCCAAACUGGAUUACGACAUCAUUGGCGGUAGCAAUGGGAUGCAACUCGCUUUCGCGGAGAUGGUCAGGUCUUUGGCUAAGGUUGAACACCCAACGGUAGCAAUCGUCGUUUCCGAUGAAUCGGCGGAUUAUUGGGACGAGAUGAAGUGGUUAGAAUCGGCACUACGAGAGGUAGGCUUGGCUGCCUACACCAUCAAACCCCGCGACGUGAUUUUUACGGAGGACGCGCUGUUCCUUGAAUCGGAUGAAGGAAAGGUCCAAAUUGACGUUCUCUACCGCUUUUUUGAACUGUUUGAUCUGAAAAACAUCCCCAAAGUAGAGUUGAUGCUCUACGGUGCCAAAAGACGAACAGUGGUCAUGACCCCACCACCAAAGACAUACCUUGAGGAAAAGCUGCUAUUCGCCCUGUUUCACCACCCAUCCCUCCAACCCUUCUGGCAAAGAGAACUUGGGAAGAAAACCUACCAAUUUCUACCAAGCAUCAUCCCACAGACAUGGCUGCUCGAUCCGCGUGAACUACCACCACACGCUGUCAUUCCAGACCUUGAGGUUGAUGGACAGCCUGUAACAAACUGGCGGCAAAUCAUCCCUGUCUCGCAACGUCAGCGUGAACUUGUACUCAAACCAUCGGGAUUCUCCGAACUAGCAUGGGGAAGUCGUGGGGUUUCAAUUGGGCAUGACAUGCCUACCGAAGAUUGGGAACACGCGGUGGAAAAUGCGCUGACCGGCUUCGAUCAAACCCCCUACGUCCUGCAAAAAUUCCACAGAGCAGAACGUCUCACCAUAACCUAUUACGACUUCGAGCAGGGUGAAGUUCAAAGAAUGCCGGGGCGGGCGAUAAUCCGUCCUUACUACUUCACAAUGGGCGACAAGGUGCGCCUCGCUGGAAUUCAAGCGACCGUCUGCCCCGAAGACAAAAAAAUCCUGCACGGGAUGGUCGAUUCGAUUAUCGUGCCGUGUGCGGUCAAACCGGAGACAUGGUAA